AUGCUGUCUCACGCCGACCUCCUGGACGCCAGGCUAGGUAUGAAAGAUGCCGCCGAGCUUCUGGGCCACCGGGAGGCGGUGAAGUGUAGGCUGGGCGUGGGGGGCUCCGACCCCGGGGGCCAUCCGGGGGACCUAGCGCCCAACUCCGACCCAGUCGAGGGAGCCACUCUGCUGCCCGGGGAGGACAUCACCACAGUGGGCUCUACGCCGGCCUCGCUGGCGGUAAGUGCAAAGGACCCGGACAAACAGCCGGGGCCCCAAGGCGGCCCGAACCCCAGCCAAGCCGGCCAGCAGCAGGGCCAACAGAAGCAGAAGCGCCACCGGACGCGCUUCACUCCUGCGCAGCUCAACGAAUUGGAGAGGAGCUUCGCCAAGACUCACUACCCUGACAUCUUCAUGCGCGAGGAGCUAGCGCUGCGUAUCGGGCUGACCGAGUCCCGAGUGCAGGUCUGGUUCCAGAACCGGCGCGCCAAGUGGAAGAAGCGCAAGAAGACGACCAACGUGUUCCGCGCGCCGGGCACGCUGCUGCCCACGCCAGGCCUGCCUCAGUUCCCGUCGGCCGCCGCCGCCGCCGCCGCCGCCAUGGGCGACAGCCUGUGCUCUUUCCACGCCAACGACACCCGCUGGGCGGCGGCCGCCAUGCCGGGCGUGUCCCAGCUGCCGCUGCCGCCGGCGCUGGGCCGGCAGCAAGCCAUGGCGCAGUCGCUGUCCCAGUGCAGCCUGGCGGCCGGGCCGCCGCCCAACUCCAUGGGCCUGUCCAACAGCCUGGCGGGCUCCAACGGCGCGGGGCUGCAGUCGCACCUCUACCAGCCCGCCUUCCCCGGCAUGGUGCCCGCCUCCCUCCCCGGCCCCAGCAACGUCUCCGGCUCGCCCCAGCUCUGCAGCUCCCCGGACAGCAGCGACGUGUGGCGGGGCACGAGCAUCGCCUCCCUCCGCCGCAAGGCGCUAGAGCACACAGUCUCCAUGAGCUUCACUUAA
Equus quagga is the source of this 978-nucleotide messenger RNA. RefSeq names its product orthopedia homeobox (gene OTP). The record is from RefSeq and is a predicted model, not a curated record. Lineage: Eukaryota; Metazoa; Chordata; Mammalia; Perissodactyla; Equidae. The transcript has 3 exons. Gene Ontology annotation, biological process: neuron differentiation; regulation of DNA-templated transcription. Gene Ontology annotation, molecular function: DNA binding; DNA-binding transcription factor activity, RNA polymerase II-specific. Bases 1 to 978 code for a protein of 325 amino acids.